This is a messenger RNA of Culicoides brevitarsis, 1611 nucleotides long. RefSeq names its product cytosol aminopeptidase-like. The record is from RefSeq and is a predicted model, not a curated record. The transcript has 2 exons. Bases 1 to 1611 code for a protein of 536 amino acids. Lineage: Eukaryota; Metazoa; Arthropoda; Insecta; Diptera; Ceratopogonidae. Gene Ontology annotation, biological process: proteolysis. Gene Ontology annotation, cellular component: cytoplasm. Gene Ontology annotation, molecular function: metalloaminopeptidase activity; manganese ion binding.
AUGAGUCAAAUAAUUUUUCGUUUAGUAAAUCGUUCGGGAGUGGUACGGCAUGGGAUUAGGAGAUUUUCGGCAGAGGCUUCGUUGGCAGUUAAGGCUUGUACGGAUGGAAAGGCUGGUGUCGUUGUCGGAAUCUACCAAAAAGAACUCGAAACCGAAGAUCCCCAUUUAACGCCAUGCGCCGAAAUUUUCAACACCAAAAACGACGGAAAACUCCUUGAUCUCGUGCGCGAAUGUCGUCUCACCGGCGAACUCGGCAAAUUCAAAACUUUCACAGCGGUCGAUCGUGAUUUCGGCAGCGUUUGUGUCGUCGGUUUGGGCAAACAAGGAGCUGGUUAUUGCGAAAUCGAGGCUUUGGAGGAAGGUCGUGAGAACGUACGCAUCGCUGCGGGCAUCGGAGCUCGUCAAUUACGGGAUUUUGGCUGCAAAACCAUCUACAUCGAUCCCAUGGAGUACCCAGAACAUGCGGCAGAGGGCAGUGCUUUGGCAAUUUGGCGCUAUCAGGAACACAAGGCACCAGAAAAACGAGGAAAUAUCCCGAAACUCGAACUUUACGAGUCGCCAGACACGGAUUCGUGGAUUCGUGGCUUGUUCAAAGCUGAUGCCCAAAAUUUGGCAAGAACUUUAUGUGAAGCCCCAGCGAAUCAAUUGACGCCAACGGCUUUCGCUCAAGCAGCUGUUGAUGCGUUGUGUCCGUGCGGCGUUUGCGUCGAAGUCAGAAAUCAAGAAUGGAUCGAGGCGCAAAAGUUAAAUACAUUUUUAACGGUUGCCAAAAGUUCGUGUGAGCCUCCUUUGUUCUUGGAAAUAAAUUAUAACGGCGACGAACGGGGCGGAGCUCCAAUAGUUCUCAUUGGGCCCGGCAUCACUUUCAACUCUGGCGGUCUCUGUUUGACUUCGCCCGACGAAAUUGCCGAACAAAAAGCUGCCAUGUCGGGCGGAGCGUCAGUUGUGGCGACAAUUCGAGCCGCAGCGGCAUUAUCUUUGCCCCUCAACAUCGUCGGAGUGAUUCCAAUGUGCGAAAAUAUGCCGUCGGGCAUGGCUUACAAACCGGGCGACGUCAUUACCGCGCAAGAUGGCAAAACAAUUUGCAUCGAGGACUCGAGUUACGCUGCCCGAACAAUGUUGGCGGACAUUUUUCUGCAUUGCCAGACGAAUUACAAGCCAAAAAUGAUCAUUGAUGUCAGUGUCAUGUCGAAUGAUAUCGCGAAAACGCUGGGACAAGCAGCAACUGGCGUCUUUUGCAGCAGCGAAUAUUUGUGGGAACAAGUUCAGAAGGCGGGCGCAGUCACGGGAGAUCGAGUCUGGCGUUUACCGUUGUGGAACUUUUUUUCGCGCGAAGUUAAGGAUUACUCGCAUGUCGAUUUGUGCAACAAAGGCACGGGACAGGGACAAGCUUGUAUGGGAGCAGCGUUUUUGCGGGAAUUUGUUCCGUGCAUUGAUUGGAUGCACUUUGAUGUGAGCGCAACGGGACUCAAGAAGAAAACUUGCAAUUUGCGGUAUUUGGAGAACGGAUUGAUGACAGGACGUCCUACGAGAACGAUUAUUCAGUUGCUUCAUCAGUUGGCAUGUCCCGAUGAACGAUUGAAGAGCUUGGUGCCUGUUAAAAAUUUUUAA